CGGAAGCGCUUGCCUUUCCCUUGCCAGGACCCAGAGGUUAAGUCCCAUCAGUCCUUGCGCCCCACCUUCCCUUCUUUUCCUCGGCGCUGCCUACGGAGGUGGCGGCCAUCUCCUGCCGGCAUCAUGGCUGCCCUCAGACCCCUGGUGAAGCCCAAGAUCGUCAAAAAGAGAACGAAGAAGUUCAUCCGGCACCAGUCAGACCGUUAUGUCAAAAUUAAGCGUAACUGGCGCAAGCCCAGAGGCAUCGACAACAGGGUGCGGAGAAGAUUUAAGGGCCAGAUCUUGAUGCCCAACAUUGGUUACGGGAGCAACAAGAAAACAAAGCACAUGCUGCCCAGCGGCUUCCGGAAGUUCCUGGUCCACAAUGUCAAGGAGCUGGAAGUGCUGCUGAUGUGCAACAAAUCUUACUGUGCUGAGAUUGCGCACAAUGUUUCCUCCAAGAACCGCAAAGCCAUCGUGGAAAGAGCAGCCCAGCUGGCCAUCAGAGUCACCAAUCCCAACGCCAGGCUGCGCAGCGAAGAAAAUGAAUAGACAGCUCAUUUGCAAGUUUUAUUUGUGCUAAAUAAAACCAUAAAAACCCUG
Molecule: messenger RNA, 582 nt
Organism: Loxodonta africana (African savanna elephant)
Lineage: Eukaryota; Metazoa; Chordata; Mammalia; Proboscidea; Elephantidae
Gene: RPL32
Product: ribosomal protein L32
Exons: 4
Coding region: 124-531 (135 amino acids)
Biological process (GO): translation
Cellular component (GO): cytosolic large ribosomal subunit; ribosome
Molecular function (GO): structural constituent of ribosome
Source: RefSeq, a predicted model, not a curated record